AUGACAACUUGUAUUCCUUUGUUUGAUAUUAAUGUAUUGGAUAUCGGACAGCAACAAAAAUUUCAUACUGUUUAUAAUGAAUUAAAAUCACAUCAUGCAUCCUAUCUCCAAGAUAAACUUAAUUUACAGCUGAAGAAUAAGUUAGCUAUUGACGAAGAAGAAAACGAAUGGCGUUAUCAAUUGCACCGAUAUCUUCGUGCUAGAAAAUGGAAUAUAAAUCAUACCGUUAAAUCUAUUCGCGAAAUGAUACAAUGGCGAAUAGACAAUCGUGUUGACUUGAUUCUGGAACAUCAACCCACAAUACUUCGAAUGGAUCUCCUUCGAAGAAUGUUGCCGAACGCUAUUCAUGGCAGUACAAAAGCUCAUCGACCGUUGUAUAUCGAAAAAACAGGUCGAAUGCAUGUAGACGAGGUAUUGAAUCAAUUUACGUCAGAAGAACUGAUCCAAUGUCAUGUCUAUUGGCUUGAAUUCAUGUGUCAGUUAGCAAGAGAACGUAGUCGACAAUUGGGCAAACAUAUAGAAACUUUUGCUAUAAUUUAUGAUUUACACGGCUGUAAAUUGGAGAUAAGAAAAACAUUUCAUAUAUUAAAACAAAUCCUUUACAUUGAGGACAACUAUUAUCCUGAACGUCUAGGACAGAUGUUUGUUAUGAAUCCACCAAGAAUUUUUCCUGUUCUUUGGGAUUUAGCAAAACAUUGGAUUGAUCCCGUAACAAAAACAAAAAUUAUGGUCCUUAAGAAAGGUCCUG
Rotaria sp. Silwood2 is the source of this 748-nucleotide messenger RNA. The record is from the annotation of a GenBank genome assembly. Lineage: Eukaryota; Metazoa; Rotifera; Eurotatoria; Philodinida; Philodinidae.